Messenger RNA from Porites lobata, 3754 nucleotides. NCBI's taxonomy places the organism in Eukaryota, Metazoa, Cnidaria, Anthozoa, Scleractinia, Poritidae. The record is from the annotation of a GenBank genome assembly.
AUGAAUUUUGGUGUUUCUUCCAUCGUUCAAAGAUCAGUGCUAAGUUGUGUUCUUUGAUAAUUCAAAAGCUUCUCAUGAUAAAACCUUGUUUACUUUACAGAUUGCACGUGCUUUGGCAGUUUUUAGUAUAGAUGAAGUUGUCAUCUUUGAUGAGUCUGGAAAGACCCAGAGUAACUCUAAUGGUGGUCUGAAGAGACACUCAGAUCCUAAUGUCUUGCUGGCAAGAAUACUUCAAUAUCUGGAGUGUCCACAAUAUCUCAGAAAGAAUUUUUUCCCAAAACAUGCUGAUCUUCAAUAUGCUGGUAUGUAAUCAGUGAUUUGCAUCUUGAAGAGAGUUUUUGCAAAAAUGCUGCUUGGAACCACUAGUAAAUCACUGCCUUCCUAAACCUACUGAAAUAAAGAAUGUAUGUGUUGCAGGUCAAAUUUGAUUUCUGGUUAAUUUUGAUUUAACCUAGGUUGAUUCUCAAUUUCCUUUGUUUCAUAGCCAUAAUUCAUGAAUAAUUAGAAUCAAUCUGGGUUAAAAAAAAUUAAAAAUUUCCCACGAUCUGACUGAUCUUAGUGAGUGAAUUAGUUUGACUUUGGAGCCACACUGGCACAACAUCUGAUUCAGACAGCACACGGUGUGUCAAGCCUAAGUUAAGUUCAACAAAAGUUCGCAGACUCUGUCGAACUUAAUUAAUGCUGUUGCUGCACCAAACUAAAACUGCCGUACCAAAUUGAUUCAGACUCUGCUCUUUUGCGCAUACUUAAUUCAUCAGUUAGCUUCAGCACAUGAGUGGAGGGGCGUGUGAUGCGGGCCUUAUUAGAUCAUAAUUCCUGAUCCCAAUCAACCCAAAGGAAUGUAUCCUUGCUUUUGUUUUUUUCAUUGAAAUAAGAAAAGAACAAGUCAGUCCACAAAGACUUGUGUGUCUUACAGUUCCUUCUAAACAUGUUUAGUGUCCAAUAUACCAUAAUAAUAAGAAAUUAUGACAUUAUUAUUUUUUUUGCCAGGUUUGUUAAAUCCUUUAGACACUCCCCAUCAUAUGAAAGUUGACGAUGAUGUUCCAUACAGGGAAGGGGUGGUGCUGGACAGACCUGCUAAGUCAGGAUGUGGUUCAUUUGUAAACGUGGGUAUGAGGAAGGAAGUGAGAAUUGACAAAAGCAUUAAACCAGGGGUUCGAGUCACUGUCAAGAUGGGUGACACUUCAAAUCCAGGUAUCAUCCAAUAACAACUUAAUAUAAUUAUUUAAGCCAACUGAUUAACUAUUGUUGUUAGAAGAUGUGGUGAUCACUGGUAUUCCAGAGGGCACCGGUGUAUGAACCAUUGUUAUUCAACUUCAAACAUAUUGAUCUUAGAUGUCAGCUUUGUUCAUUGCAAACAGCUCCAAGGAUUGAAUGCUAAGUUAGUUUAUGCAUUCCAGCAUUUAUAGACUUAAUUCUUAACGUCCAUUUUAGAUUAGUCUCUUGUAACAAAGUCUGCAGCAUUUAUUUCUCCUCUUUUUGAAAUAGACUUCACAGAAAGAAAGCUUAGAUUGUAAGCAUUGCAACUCAAGUUGCAAUUCCUAUCGAGCUACAAUCUUGGACAAAACGGCCAAGUAUAAUCCAUGGACGUUUCAUGUCUAGUUUCAAGAUAAAGCUCUUGAAAGCACUGGCUAUUACAAAUACUCCCCUCUUCCCCCCUUCAAAAAAAAAACACAAUACUGAAAUCCUGCGGGAUCAUUUCUGACCUCGAAGUCCAACUAGAUCAUUUCUGAUCUCGACCAAACAAUGUUGAUCAGGGUGGGUUGAGGGGAGGGGUCAUAGUGGUACCAAAUCUACAGGAUAGGAUUUCUGUGGCUAAGAAAGUGCAAAAUUCCUAACAUUUUUUGUCAAAGAUUGUAGCGCCAACAAUAUCUCUGGAAUUUUUUAGAAAAGCAUUUCAGGAACUGUAGGAACCCUUAGACAUCAGAAUUUUUUUUAAAUAGUUCUGUUUGAUGUAACAGGGGCAAAAUUCUACUGUGGAACAGUGGUGUCUCCUAAUGCUCCAAGAACAGAACAGGGUUUAUACUGGGGCUACAAUGUCAGACUGGCUCCAUCUUUUGGAGCAGUGUUUACACAGUGUCCAUUUAAAGACGGCUACGAUGUUACAAUAGGAACCUCAGAAAGGGGUUCCUCAGUGGAUCAACUACAACUGACGGACUUCAGGUACAGUAGAAAACAUAAAACCUCUUAGGACUGAGUGACAAAAUCGCGUUAGUCCGAUUUGUUUAAUCACGAGUAAGUAUGAUUACAGACCGAAUUGGAGGACAUGAAGUUCUGUUACCAAUUAAUCAUAACUAUGACAUGACAUUUAGGGCUUUUUUGAAUAAAAACACAAGAAAUUCUAAGAGGUUUUUUUGCUGGCAGUGAAAAAAAAUGCACGAAUGUGAUGGGGCGUACUGUCCAAUUGCUUAGGCAUGACACGUACUGUCCUAUUACACUGUCCAAUUAGUGCUGAAAUCAGGACAGUUGAUAGUCAAUCAGAUUUGAGAAUAUUGUUAUAGUUAUGAUUCACUUUAUUACAUACUUACUUCCCUGAUUGAUUGAUUGAUUCUUGAUUAACAUACAAAAACUUGAUGUUUCUUGGAUUUGAUAUAUGCCUAAAGAUUUUAGUAAGGAUUAUGGUGAGAACUCUGUUAGCAGAUUCACAAAAAGUCUUUGAAGCCAUUCAAUCAACUUGCUUUUGGAAAUAAAGCAUAUGAGUGGCUUACGGUAACUAAACCCUUAAUUUUGCACAUUUUUGAAAUUCUUAACUGAGGUAAAGUUAGGAAUAGGGCAACGGUGAUUGCAGCAUUUUUUUUUCUUAUUUACCUAGACAUUUACUGGUGGUAUUUGGCGGUCUCAAAGGACUUGAAGCCAGCCUGGAAUCUGACGAAAAACUAACGGAAAACGAUCCAUCAUUUGUGUUUGAUCAUUACAUAAACACGUGCCCCGGUCAAGGCAGUGGAACAAUAAGGACCGAAGAAGCAAUUCUUGUUACCAUGUCUGCACUGAGACCGGUUAUUACGAAAGCAACACGGUGGAAAUCUGGGAUUUGAUCUGAAUUGCGAUCAACUGGGAAAAGUUUGGAUGUACGAGUGCCACUUUUUUUAUUCACGCCCCAGCUCUCGAGUCUUUAACGGUAUCAGGUUGUUUCGCCCAAAAGUCGAUUCGUCAAAUGGCGGUUCGCCCAGACUUGACUCGAUUCGCCCGAAGUGCUUUUUUCGUUCUUUUUCGUCUGUUCACGUUCUCGUUCCCUGGGCUUUUUCCUGAAAAAGUGGGAGUGGAAAGUCCCUGGAAACGUUCACCGAGAUGUAAAGUGUUUUAUGUCAUCGGCUGAAUCGUAGUUUAACUAUGGGCGAAUCGACCUAAGUCAGGGUAGAACGACCGCAAUUCGAACAAACACUUAAUACGAGCCUUUGUCUUCUUUACUCUUCCUCCAGCUACGAUCGUUCACGCAAGUCGUACAAUCGUGCAAUUGAAACGGUCCCAAUUGGACUGGAAACGGUUGGUUGGUUGCCUUGGCAUAAAAUAGGCCUUUCACAAAAUGUGCUUGGAGUCAUAACUUUUGGGCGUGGCCAAGAAGGUAGUCAACUCGUACAAAGGCUGUGACUCUGUGUCAAAUAAAGCCAGAGCUACGCCCGGAGUGGUCCCCUUUGGUGAUUAAAUUCUUUAUUUCCUACUUGCAUCACUAUCCCCUUAUGUUCAUGAGAACCCAAAUCCUCUUUUAAUCUCCACUGAGUUUUAUUGUCGGAUGCAUCGCCCUCUAAAGACCGAU